This is a messenger RNA of Ostreococcus lucimarinus CCE9901, 809 nucleotides long. RefSeq lists its product with no specific name. Bases 1 to 378 code for a protein of 125 amino acids. The transcript has a single exon. Lineage: Eukaryota; Viridiplantae; Chlorophyta; Mamiellophyceae; Mamiellales; Bathycoccaceae. The record is from RefSeq and is a predicted model, not a curated record.
AUGCGCGGUGCCUCGCUCGCGCGUCGUCCGCUCGCGCGCGUCGUCGCCGCGCCUCGCUCGAGCGCGUCCCGCGCGCGGCGACCGCGACCGCGCGCCGCGACCGCGACCGCCGACGACGUCGAUCGCUGCGCCCUGGUGUGCGCGAGCAAGGAGUGCAAGCGAAAGGGCGCGCUGCGGACGCUCGAGACGCUGACGCGGCGCGCGAGCGAGCUCGAGCUCGGCGUCGCCGUGCGCGUGCAGACGACGCGGUGCCAGAGCGAGUGCGCGGACGGACCGAACGUGAAACUCCUGCCCGAGGGUCGCGUGCUGAACGGCGUGCGGACGACGGCGGAGGCGGACGAAGCGUUGGAGCGGUGCGCGACGUACGCGCCGGAAUGACGGCGACGACGGCGACGGCGGAGGCGAUAUGCGAGGCGCUCGGACGACGGGGAAGCGCGAGCGUCCGAGCGCGAUUGACGGCGUACAUGAAAGGGUCGACGCCGUUUUACGGGUGCACGACGCCGCAGACGCGGGCGUGCGUCGACGCGGUGGCGCCGAAGCCGACGAGGAAGCGCGCGCGAGGCGAGACGGAGGACGCUCGAGCGAUGACGACGCGGUUGGACGACGCCGUGGCGCUGUUGAGACACACGCACGGCGAAGCGAAGCAAGCGGGAGUGAUUUUAUUGUGCGAACGCGAACCGUUGAACGCGUUGGCGACGGUGGCGACGCUCGAUCGUCUCGAACGCGACGUGUUGCGCGGAAAAUCCGUCGUCGGCGACUGGGCCGUGGCGGACGCUUUAGCGACGAAGGUUUUGCGGAAGAUGUGGAAG